ACUCAACCAUGUGCUAGCUGGAGUAAUCUUUAUUCACAAUGUCUUUACAAAGGCUCAUGCAACAGAGCAGCAAUGGCAAUUUCGUGGAGUACUGCGCUGGUCCAGCGUAUAGCUCUUACCCCACACUCACAGGCAGCUUUCCCAUGGAUGAUAAUAGGAGGCUUCAAAUGCUGGCAGAUACUGUGGCUACUUUGCCUCGGGGAAGAAAGCAGCUUGCUCUGACGAGAUCAAGUUCUUUAGGUGACUUUUCCUGGUCUCAAAGAAAGCUUGUUACUUUGGAGAAACAAGAUAAUGGAAAAUUUGGGUUUGAAAUUCAGACUUACAGGCUCCAAAACCAGAACACCUGCUCCUCAGAGAUGUACACCCUGAUCUGCAAAAUCCAGGAGGAUAGCCCAGCACACUGCGCUGGCCUGCAAGCUGGUGAUGUCCUUGCAAAUAUCAAUGGUGUGAGCACAGAAGGUUUUACCCACAAACAAGUUGUUGACCUGAUCAGAUCAUCAGGAAAACUGCUAACGAUAGAGACUCUUAAUGGAUCAAUGAUUCUCAAAAGAACAGAGCUUGAGGCAAAGCUGCAAGUUUUAAAGCAAACCUUGAAGAGAAAAUGGGUGGAGUUCAGAUCUCUGCAGUUACAGGAACAGCGCCUGCUUCAUGGUGAUGCAGCUAACUGCCCAAGUUUGGAAAAUAUGGACAUAGAUGAAUCAGCUUUGUUUGGACCCCUGCCUGGUUCAGCUCUCCUGGACCGGAGUCCAUUAUCCAGUGAGAGCAGCUGUAAGAGCUGCCUGAGCUCCAUGACGAUAGACAGUGAGGAUGGGUACCAGACAUGUGUGUCUGAAGACUCGAGCAGGGAAGCCUUCAGCCGGCAGACAAGCACAGAUGAUGAGUGUUUUGUCCUCAAGGAUGGGGAUGAUUUUCUGAAGAGGUGUUCUUCGAGGAGGAACCAGAGCAUUAGUUCUGCUAGUAGUGGGUCCAUGUCUCCCUUGUGGGAAGGCAACUUCUCAAGCAUGUUUGGGACUCUGCCCAGGAAAAGCAGAAGGGGAAGUGUCCGGAAACAGCUCUUAAAAUUCAUCCCUGGCCUUCAUCGCGCUGUGGAAGAGGAAGAGAGUCGCUUUUAAUGGGCUGUAGUGCCCUUUCAUAUUAGCUUAUUGCAUAAAUAUCUUCAGAUUCAUUUAGACCAACUCCACCCAGCUUAGUGGGAAAGUGCAGAUGGAUUGCAAAACUGACAUCCCAUUUCAUGGCAAUAGUGAACUUUAUUUAAGUUUUUGUAUCAUUAUGUUUGCUCCUUCAAUCAUUUUUUUAACCAGAACAACUCAAGUUCUAAGCAGGCAGUAGGAAAAUUAAGUAAUAAAUUAGAAAAUAUAACAAGUUAACACAAGUGCCUGCUCAUUUUAAUGCUGCCUGUGAAGGCAAGAGUAAAAUUUAUUUUCUAGAUUAUUCAUGUAAAAAGUUGAGAACUUUUUGGAGUCAAGUGUGAAUAAGAAAGUGACAGAAUAUAAUUAUUUGGAAUACCUUCUGUAGGUUCAUUGGUAGGUUACAAAACUUUAUAUUUGCUUAAGCUCAGUAGCCUUUGGGGAGGCUUAUUAAUAGGCAAUUUUGAAUGUUUCUGUUCAAAUCUAUGAAAGAUUAUAAACAAAGAUGAUCAUCAGCCCUUUUUUAUAUCCACAGUGACAAUAAGUCAGGAAGUAUAAGAUUUAAUAUGGGGGUUUAAACUUUAUGAGAUCCAUGGAAAGAUGUUAUCUAAGAUAGGUGCUAAGGAAGACUAUAAUAAGUCCUUUUUUAUUGGUAGCCUAAACAAAAUGGAUGAGGAUGUCAUUCUUACCUAAUUCAACUUUUGUUCUGCCUAAACAUUGACGACAAGUCUAGCUCUCUCAAGAUCCUGCAGCCUUGUGAUUUUUUUGAACAAAUGUCUAAAAUUUGAAAAAUUAGUCAGGAAAAGUAUUUUCCUCCUAUAGAUUUUUUUCCAUAUUACUCCUCACUUUAUAUUAUAUAUUCCAAAUAGUUAUUUCCUCAGCACUCUUUUGUCUAUUAGUUAUGUUAGUAUCACAUUACUUCUAACCUUUCAAUCAUAUUUUUAUUCAAUACCCGUUAAAGUCCAUGAUUUCUCUGUUCUGG
Molecule: messenger RNA, 2109 nt
Organism: Physeter macrocephalus (sperm whale)
Lineage: Eukaryota; Metazoa; Chordata; Mammalia; Artiodactyla; Physeteridae
Gene: CYTIP
Product: cytohesin 1 interacting protein
Exons: 8
Coding region: 39-1112 (357 amino acids)
Biological process (GO): regulation of cell adhesion
Cellular component (GO): cell cortex
Molecular function (GO): protein binding
Source: RefSeq, a predicted model, not a curated record